Polistes canadensis is the source of this 6268-nucleotide messenger RNA. RefSeq names its product calmodulin-lysine N-methyltransferase. The coding region runs from base 1308 to 2309 and encodes 333 amino acids. The transcript is spliced from 2 exons. The record is from RefSeq and is a predicted model, not a curated record. NCBI's taxonomy places the organism in Eukaryota, Metazoa, Arthropoda, Insecta, Hymenoptera, Vespidae. Gene Ontology annotation, molecular function: calmodulin-lysine N-methyltransferase activity. Gene Ontology annotation, cellular component: cytoplasm.
UAAACAAAUUCAACGCGGAAAGUGCUCCAAGAGAAUACGAUAAAUAUGGGAUUUUGUUUUUUCAGAACUUACAUUAGAAAAUCUGUUUGUAUUUAAAGGGACAUCAAAAGAUUUUCCUUCGAAAAAUAUUUUUCACUUCACGCAUAAUUUUUCUCCUUUCAACUGUACUUUCCUAUCACGGGAUUUCCCUAAAUAUGCUUGCCUCAUCAAACUAAAAGUAACCAUACAUCAACGAGUUCCUACGACGACAAAUACGUAUAUACGUAUACAUAAAUAUUAAUAUAUUGUAUAUGUAUCCUUAAAAAAGGAUAACAAAUUUGAAGUGAGUUAUUGAUCAAUCUAAUUUACGAAACUUCACGCUAUACGUAAAACAUUUUAGUCUAAAUUUUCGAUUACAAAGGAAGAGGACGAUAAGAGAGGAAAAGAAGAAGUUAGCUCGUUCAACUACUAACGAAAAAUUAAUUAUUCGUCGGUUAGGACAUUAACAGUCGAAAUAAUAGAAGGAAUUACUCAGGAGUUUAUCAAACUUUUAAUAAGCAAUUAUUUCACAUUUUAAUGAGAGGAAUCAGGGACUUCUAGGUGUGCGGAUUUUUGCAUAAAUUAGGAAAAAGAAAGAAGGAAGAAAAUCUACCGAGCGAGGGAGAGAGAGAGAGAGAAAGAAAGAAAGAAAGAAAAUGAGAAAAAGAGACAAAAAAGGAAGAGUGUGAAACGAGAAACAAAGUGACAGUUUCAGCUCACGAAGAGAAGUUAGAAAGAAAGAGAUAGCGAAUAAUAGGGUCGUCGUGGUAGCGCAAAAGAGGCAGAAUAUACGAGUGGUGGUAAGUGCGAGUGAAAUAGAAGUUCGGAGUGACGCGCAAGCGCCGAUUUGCGGCGUGGAGAACGCUUGCCAUCCGCGUGGCGCGAGUUAGAACUUGGCUUCGUGCUUUUAGUCUUGCCCCGUCCCUUCGUCCAUCCUCGUCCUUGCCCGUCUGCUUACUUGCUACGAUCAGCCCUCUAACCACCACACCACCCUCUAUUCUCGUUCACGCGGGAAAUUUAUCCGCGUGCAUCAAGAACGCGUGCUACUCGUGCCUGAAAAAGAAUCGACUCAUUUGUAAAGAAAAAUUCAUAUCUUUAAUCAGAAUUAGGAUGAUUUUGUUACCGAAGUGCCUGUUCAUUCUAUCGAAGAACAAACUUUAAUUACUAAAUUAUUAUUGGAUAUCUUGGUAUAAUUUAAAAAGGUAAUUGGGGAGAGCUUUGAUGUCGAAUCUUUACAAACAAAAAAAUAGUCUUUAGUGGUCCUUUUUAUAAAUCAACAUAAUAAUAGAAUGUCGGAAGAAUUAUUAUCUUGUCGUGAUUCUACAAUCACCAGAAGAAAUAACAAGUCAAAUACAGCUCAAAGAAGAUGGCGUAUCUUAGCAAAAGCUUUAACAGGCUCUUCGGAUUAUCAAGCAGAAUCAGACGAGGAGAUUUCCGUACGACGUUUCACGAGUUUUGGAUUACUUAAACCGAUUCUCUUGGAAAAUACUAUAACCGAUUCUGACUCUUGCUGGUACGAGUAUUCCGCCAUGUUGGAGAACGAACUCUUUGAAGUUCAGAUACGAAGGAUAAACAAGAAUUUUACUGCGAAUGAACUCAUUGGAUUCAAUAAUACCGGGAAUGUUUGCGUCUGGCCGUCCGAGGAGUGUCUCGCUUACUAUUUGCUAAAGAAUCGUGCUAUUUGUCGAAACAGAAGCGUUCUCGAACUUGGUGGUGGUAUGAGUUGUCUUGCUGGUGUCCUCGUUGCGAAAUACUGCAAUCCGAGUGCGGUCACGCUUACCGACGGCAACGUUACCAGCGUCGAUAACGUUCGUUGUAUCGUCCUUAGAAACGACAUGGCCGAUUUCGUCGAGUGUGGAGUUCUUCAAUGGGCUAGGGCUGCUCGAGCCCUUAGGCAAGCUGCUGUAAAAAAAUGCAAUCGAAAGAUGACACGCAUCAUCGACGAGGAGGAUGAUGACUUACCAAGCAAGAAAGGAUUGUACGAGGUGAUCCUGUGCGCAGAUUGUCUCUUCUUUGACGAUGCCAGGCUUGACCUAGUCGAAACGAUUUAUGGUUGGCUUGCUGACGACGGUGUGGCCCUGGUGAUAGCACCUAGACGUGGAACGACGUUUCAGAAAUUUGCCGAAGCUGCGAUCAAACGUGGUUUCAUAGCCAGGCAAACCGAACGAUACGACAGCGAGGUCUGGUCGAGACAUCUGGAACUUUUGGAUCAGAGCCAAGAAUAUUCAGCCGAUUUGCAUUAUCCUGUUCUCCUGGAACUUUGCAAGCAGAAAAAGACACCACCAGGAUGAUCGAGAUCCAUUGGGGAUGAAGAGGACGACGACGACUAUGACCUUGACGAGAGUUUCACCAAAUGAAAUAUAUUUUUUUACUCUUUGAAAACAAACCCUUCGUGAUAUUGUCUCUCUGUAUUUUGUGAAGUUGUUUCUUGGAAUAGAAAGAACAUAGGAGAUAAAUGAACGUUGUUUAUAUUUUAUGACAACGUAAGACAAAUGAUGGAUUAUGAAGAAACGUUCAAGAGUUCAAGGUUCAACGAUGAUUGUUAAAAAUGAUUCUGAAAAAGUACUUUGCCGUGUCGUUUGGAUUUUAGAAUCGAAAACUCUAAAAGAAAGUUUUCCCUAACACGGUGUAACGUGUAAAACCGAAUGGCAUCGUUGUUCAGCGUUAAUAACAUAUUAGCCAAAUUGACGAUGCUCCAUCGGCUUACUAACAUCAUCUUAAGACUUAGACGACGUUAAAGAUGUUCUUGGAAUACUAUUCUCUAUCUUUCUCUCUCUCUCUCUCUCUCUCUCUCUCUCUCUCUCUCUCUCUCUAAGUUACUUAUUAAAGACCGUUUUCAUUAUACUCGAAAAUGCAUCUCGUUGUGUACGAGCGUGCACGUGCAUUCUAAGUAUAAUAUUUAUACGACGAAGGAAAUGUUUAAUCUUACAAAAUGAGAGUAUAAAAAGGUAGUCAAUAAAAAGAAAAGAAAAGGAAAGAUUAUUUAGCUUGUUAAAGUAACUGUUUUUUAUUGUUUAAAAAGAGUUUAGGAGACCAUUAAGAGAGUCGUAUUCAAUUCGUACCUGAUUUUUCAUAGAACGAAAAAGUCAGUGUUCCGAUAUCUCAUUAUAUGAUCUAAUUGUGUAUGUGUGUGUGUGCGUGUGUGCGUGUGUGCUGACAAAUUUCUAAGUUGUUUCGUACGAACAAUUUGAAUAAAUGUGUUUGACACUUUGGACAUCGAUAUCGAACGGGGAUAAGAAAAUAAAAAAGUUUUUAUUUAAUUUUUAUCUAUGUUGGGGAGUUUCUUUAAAGAUUAAAAGACACUAAAAAAAAUAUUUGUACAAAACUUGUACCGUCAGUGAUACAUUUCUAAUUUAUGUGAUUCUUUUUUUAGAAGAUAUACAAUUUCUCAUUAAGAAUGUUUCGUUAUUAAAAAACUUAUUUAAAAAACGAUGUCAUUGAAUCGAGGAAAUAAUAAGUCGAGGGUUCACCUGGAUCGCGGUUAUUCAAGUUUUAACAUAGUCUCCCCUUGUUUUUCUGCACGAUUACGGAGUAACGCGUGUCUGCUCACUGAUCAAGAGUCUUUGAAAGCGAGUUUAUACAAAAGAGAAAAAAAACGGGAGAAAGGGGAAGAGUUCUUUAACCACCCUUAUACGAAGUCACUCUCCGUUGACAAUGUGGACGAUGAUCGGAUAAGCUUAUUCUCUCUCUCUCUCUCUCUCUCUUUCUCUUUCUCUCUUUCUCUCUUUCUCUUUCUCUCUCUCUCUCUCCUCUCAUUUUAUCUUGCUUUUGUCUGAAGAAUUUUCGAAAAAAUUCAACGACAUAUCGUAUAGGUAUAUUGUAUCGUUUUGUCGUCUAUAUCCGAGAUUGCUCGUUUGCCGUUUUCGAUAGAAAAGAUCAACGUUGUGUUGAUGAAAGAAAUAAAAGGAAUGGUUCGGAUGCGGUUGACGGCCGGUGCUGAAAAUAAAUAUCAACGUGAAUACUUUCGAAGGAUCGAUCGAGUUCUUCCCUUCUAUGCUUUUCAUUCGAUUAUCCAUCCCCUUUUUUAAAGAAGCGAACGAAUUAGAUAAAGAAAAAAAAAAGGAAAGGAAAAAGAUAUGCUUCGAUUUUUUUUAACUUUUUGAUCGAUUCGAAAAUCUACGGGGUCGAGGAUCAAAUUAAGAAAUCGUAGUAGCUUCUUUAAUCUCAACUUCUUUCACGCUCGAACGAACAAGAUUCGAAAGACCAUAACCGCGAACAACAACGGUGACUCGACUACUGUCGUUAACUAACAGACAACGUUGUAAUAACGUUGUUGCGACAAUGAAUAAUGAUAGAGAAAGUAGGGGAGAGAAAAAAAGGCCAGAUACCGAGUAGCCAGACGCGAUAAGUCGACCCCAUCGCGAUCCAACAUCGAUCAAACUCGACGAAAUAUAUUCCUCCAUUUUGCUUGACAUAAUAUCGCGAACGUCACGAUCUCUACAUACAGGAUACUUCAGAUCUAAACCGACAGACUUUGCAAACAUGUUGGGGAGAUAAUUGUGAGUUCAAAAUCUUUUGUCAUAUAUACCAUGGGACUUUAUUCGUCUUCAUUUUGAAAAUAUAAAUAAAAAUACUGACAAGUAUGGUAGAUUUUUUGUUUUUUUUUUUCUAAUAGAUGUUUAUGAAAUCGAGGAUGUAAUUUCAUGGAAAACUUUACGUACUGAAUAAAUGUUAUUGAAUAAUAGCAGAAAUUAGAAUUGUUGUUUACUUUCAAUAAUAAUCUUGCUAAUAUUCAGCGAAUACGGUUCGUGAAUACGGUACUCACUUAUUUGCGCACACAAACAGACAAGAAAUGAUCAUUUUAAACAACUUGUGUAAAUCAGUGUAGACAAAAUGUUUGAAAUAAAUGAUUAUCAUUAAAGGUUAAGUACCUUUUAAUAGAGCUGAUUACUUGUGGUUUAUAUUACUUUCUCUAUUUUAUCUCGGAAACGAAGACAAAUCGAUUCAUGAUGUUAUAUAACAUUUUCUACUCAAAAUGAACUCCAAACGUGUUGGCAAAGUUUGUCGGCUUUCAUUUGAAAUACCCUAUAAAUAUAUAUUUAUUUAACGUAUUUAUAUACUCGACGACUCGUUACAUAUUGUUUUGAUUGUAAUUCUAUGUUCUAUAUAUUCCAUUCUAUUUAAAUGAAUUAUAAUUGUGGCUUUAUUUUAUUUAUCAUUUUAUUAUGCACUUUAAAAAUACUUUUUCAUUUGUAAGAGUGAAUGAAUUAGUUUAUCUCCUUUUAAAAUAUAUUUAUUUGGAUAAUGUUGAAAAACAUUUUAUUAUCUGUUAUCAGUUUUUGUAAGAGAAGAAAAAUCAUUUAAUGUCGUUUGAAAUAAUUAAGGGUCCAAAGCUCUUACGAAGAGUCUCCUUUAAGAUUUUUCAAACUUUCAUAAUGCGAAAAAUUUAGAUAAAUUUUUAGCAGCUAUAUAUAGUUUUUAUAGAAAUAAUCAAUAGAUAAUAUAUCGAAAAAGAAUACAAUAUACAUAUUCAAUUAUUAUUACGAGUUUUAAUAUGCAAAUUGCUUACUUAAUACAACAAAUUAUAUAAUGCCAGUUUCAUAUAUGUAAAGUCUUCUAAUCUUGUUAUAUUAUUAAUCGUAUUCACACUUUUCUGAUUAUUAUGAAAAACUAAAGAAAAAAAAAUAUAUUAAGAAAUCGCUCGCAAAUGGUAAUAGACAGUAAUAUUUUAUCACUAAAGAUGUUAGAAAUGUAUUAUAUCAUACGAACAAAUCUUUAUUUCAAUAUUCGUAUAACGAAACAAUUAUCAUAUUUAAUUCUAAUACGAACAAAGUUGGAGUCAACCUUAUUCCUAUUCUAUUUGUUAAGAUUAUAUCGUAUAAAUAAUAUAAGAAUAAAUUUUGAGAUAAAUGUUUUUCUUAUUGACUUAUUUCACGAAGUAAAGGAAAAAUGUUUUUCUAACGUAUGAGAAUGUGUGUUAGUCGUAAAAGAAAAUGAUUGUUUGAACGAAAGGUAAAGAAAGUUUGUAUAGAUUAAGGUAGCCCUUUAGUAAUAGAAAGGAUAAUUACGUAAAAAGUCGUUCGUUUAAAAGGUCUAAUCUGACCCUAAUCCCGAUCGUUUCUUCUUUUCCUAUAUUCUAUAUGCCUUUCCAACUCCAAUGUCGUUACCUCGAAGGACCAAUCUAGUUAAGUCUAGUCAAGACUACCAAACUUCCAUUAUCACGUACCAACUAUGUAUCCACAAAUAGCGUCUAUUAUAUAAGUAUAUUCACGAUUAUAUCAUAUACUCGAGAAAUUCUCGAAUAAUAAAA